AUGGCUUCAUAUCUAUGUAGUUCUCGUGGAGGAGAUCUAAAAAGACUUGAAGAUUCUUGGACAACAUUAAAUAAUGAUAAUAAUAAGACUGACGCUGACAGUGAAUUUUGGCUUGUACAUAAUACAUUGUAG
Entrophospora sp. SA101 is the source of this 132-nucleotide messenger RNA. The record is from the annotation of a GenBank genome assembly. Lineage: Eukaryota; Fungi; Glomeromycota; Glomeromycetes; Entrophosporales; Entrophosporaceae.